This is a messenger RNA of Penicillium subrubescens, 396 nucleotides long. RefSeq names its product amidohydrolase family protein. The record is from RefSeq and is a predicted model, not a curated record. Gene Ontology annotation, molecular function: hydrolase activity; carboxy-lyase activity. Gene Ontology annotation, biological process: secondary metabolic process. NCBI's taxonomy places the organism in Eukaryota, Fungi, Ascomycota, Eurotiomycetes, Eurotiales, Aspergillaceae. Gene Ontology annotation, cellular component: cytoplasm. Bases 1 to 396 code for a protein of 131 amino acids. The transcript has 2 exons.
AUGAUCAUCACCAACACAAAGAGAAGUUGUCCAUCUUGCAAAGUAAUUCUCUCCCACGCUGGAGGUACCUUGCCUUUCUUGAUCACGCGUAUGAGUACGGUGUCCAAGGAAAGUGUCGCUACAGUUCGCAUUUACGGAAAGACGUCCGAGGGGAUCGUGGAAGACUUCCGGUCGUUUUACUUUGACUUGGCUCUUUCUAGCUCUGAGGCCGUGCUCAAGCUAGUUUUAGAUGUCAUUACUCAUGAUCAUAUUCUUUACGGUUCGGACUUCCCUUACGCGUCGACUGACAAAUCAACUGGCUUCAAGCAAAUUUUGAACAAUUUUCCCCUGGACCAGGAAUUGCGGGACAAGAUUUAUUUUCAAAACGCUCACAAGCUCUUCGCAAAGGCAGAGUAG